Messenger RNA from Punica granatum (pomegranate), 1595 nucleotides. Lineage: Eukaryota; Viridiplantae; Streptophyta; Magnoliopsida; Myrtales; Lythraceae. The record is from RefSeq and is a predicted model, not a curated record.
GCAAACGAACAAACACGACACGAAGCUUCAUCAUUCAUCAUCAUCAUCAUCGUGUCGUCGUCGUCAUCUAAUGCAUCGAAACUCCGAUCUCCGCCAUAGCUACUGAGCUCCCUCUCCCCUCUCCUCUCUCUCUCCCUCUCCCUCUCCCUCUGUGGUGAUCGAAUCGAUUAAAUGGCGUCCAGGUACUGGGUGGUGUCUCUUCCAGUGCAGGGCUCCACAUCCGCGUCUUCUCUCUGGAACCGCCUGCAGGAGCAAAUCUCCAGACACUCCUUCGACACGCCUCUUUACAGAUUCAAUAUACCUAAUCUCCGCGUGGGGACUCUGGACUCUCUCCUCUCUCUCAGCGAUGAUCUCUUGAAGUCAAAUACAUUCAUGGAAGGGGUAUCGCACAAGAUCAGGCGGCAGAUCGAGGAGCUGGAAAGGGUUUCUGGUGUGGAGAGCAGUGCUCUUACAGUAGAUGGUGUACCUGUUGAUUCUUACCUCACAAGGUUCGUGUGGGAUGAGGCGAAGUACCCAACAAUGUCUCCUUUGAGGGAGAUUGUUGACAGCCUGCAAGGUCAAGUGGCAAAGAUUGAAGAUGAUCUGAAGGUUCGUGUUGCUGAGUAUAACAACGUGCGCAGUCAGCUCAAUGCCAUAAAUCGGAAGCAGAGCGGAAGCUUAGCUGUCCGUGAUAUCUCCAAUCUAGUAAAACCCGAGGAUAUCAUCCAAUCGGAAAACCUGACAACCCUUCUUGCUGUUGUUCCUAAAUAUUCACAGAAAGAUUGGUUGUCAAGCUAUGAGACGAUGACAAACUACGUGGUCCCUAGGUCCUCCAAGAAGUUGUACGAGGAUAAUGAAUAUGCUCUGUAUACUGUGACUCUCUUCCGUCGUGUUGCAGACAAUUUCAGAAGUAGUGCUCGAGAAAAAGGGUUUCAAAUGCGUGAUUUUGAGUAUAGUCCAGAAGCACAAGAUAGUCGAAAUCAGGAACUAGAGAAACUGAUGCGAGACCAGGAGAAUCUAAAAAGCUCUCUUUUGCAGUGGUGCUAUACCAGUUAUGGAGAGGUUUUUAGUUCAUGGAUGCACUUCUGUGCUGUGCGUGUCUUUGCAGAGAGCAUUUUGAGAUACGGUUUGCCUCCAUCCUUCUUGUCAUGUGUCCUGGCUCCUCCCACAAAGAGUGAGAAGAAAGUGAGAUUGAUUCUUGAAGGGUUGUGCGACAGCACGCACAGUGCAUACUGGAAAUCUGAGGAUGACGUGGGAAGCAUGGCUGGCCUCGGAGGCGACGCCGAUUCCCAUCCAUAUGUCUCAUUCACGAUCAACUUGGUGUAAUUGAUCGGAUUUACGUUCAAAUCCCAAACGAGACCAUAACUGCCAGAAAAGAAAUAAGAAGAGUGGACAGUGUUCUCGGAGAUAAUGUAUAUUGAGCGUGAAAUAAUCCCCAAUUCUUUACUUAUUUAUAUCUGUAAUUCCGGCAAUUUGGAGUUCAUUUGUGUUUCAGAAUUGCAGGUAGGGAGUGAAGUUUGUUAUUUAAUCUAAGUUAUGGUUGUAUGUUAUUCUUUAAUUUUCUUUUUACCAAGUUGUUUUUCUAAUGUUAAAUUAACUUAUUGCUUGGCAUUUCA